Molecule: messenger RNA, 6053 nt
Organism: Acanthopagrus latus (yellowfin seabream)
Lineage: Eukaryota; Metazoa; Chordata; Actinopteri; Spariformes; Sparidae
Gene: epb41a
Product: erythrocyte membrane protein band 4.1a
Exons: 21
Coding region: 163-2772 (869 amino acids)
Biological process (GO): cortical actin cytoskeleton organization
Cellular component (GO): plasma membrane; cytoskeleton
Molecular function (GO): structural molecule activity; actin binding
Source: RefSeq, a predicted model, not a curated record
UCCGCCGCUGGUACCCAAACACAUUGUUAAAAGCCGCCCGAUAAACGCUCAGCACUGGUUUAUAUCUCAUGUUUGUGAGCAAUACUGACCGCUGAGCAUCCGUUUUCACACAGGAUCUGUCCUCCCGCUGGAUUAUCACCACAGAGCCGGCUGGCUGUUGCCAUGACAACAGAUGAGGCAGAGAGUCUCCAGAAGAAGCCGCGGCAGCAGGAGGAAACGGGCCAGAACCCCGAGCCGCCCUCGCCGGAGGAGGAGCAGCUCCGGCCUCGCAACCGCAACUCUGCCGGCCGCGGCCUCUCCCGCCUCUUUUCCUCCUUCUUGAAGAGGCGCUCGCAGUGUGACAGUGAAGCGGGCGAGAAGGAGGACAACGAAGAAGAAGCAAAAGCCCCCAUCGCUGAUCCUGAACCCGAGCUGAGGACAGAGGGAGAGGUCGCCCUGGAUCAGCACUCAGUGAGCAGUGCCGAGGCUCAGGCUGUCCAGGUGGAGAAGAAAGAAGCCGAGGAGGAGAAGGGUGGAGAGGACAAAGUGAACAACAAGGAGAAAGAAGAGGAAGCAGUCCUGGAGAAAGAGAACAAGGAGAAGGAGCAGGACAAGGAGGGGGAGGAGGAGAAGGAGAAGGAGAAGGAGGAAGAGAAGGAGGACGAGAAGGAGUCUGGCCCUGAAGGAUGCAGCAAGGGAGAGAAAGACGAGAAACUGACAGAUGAGAAGGCCAAAGCUCCCAGAGGUCCACGCCGGCCCAAGACCAUGCAGAUCAAAGUCACCCUGCUGGACAACGCGCUAUUCGAGUGUGAGCUGGAUAAACAUGCCAAAGGUCAGGAGCUGUUCAUGAAGGUGUGUGACCACCUCAACCUGCUGGAGAAAGACUACUAUGGCCUGGCCAUCUGGGAGACACCCAGCAUGAAGACUUGGAUGGACCUGACCAAGGAGAUCCGCAGGCAGGUACAAGGUGCUAACUACAGUUUCACCUUCAAUGUGAAAUUCUAUCCGCCGGAUCCAGCCCAGCUGUCUGAAGACAUAACAAGGUACUAUCUGUGUCUCCAGCUGCGGAAGGACAUCCUGCAGGGCCGACUUCCCUGCUCCUUCGUCACACUGGCCCUGCUGGGUUCGUACGCCCUGCAGUCGGAGCUGGGAGAGUAUGACCCCGAGGUGCACGGCAGCGAAUACGCCAAGGAGAUGAAAAUGGCCCAGGGUCAGACGAAGGAGCUGGAGGACAAAAUGAUGGAGCUGCACCACACGUACAGGUCAAUGAGUCCAGCCCAAGCAGACCUUAUGUUCCUGGAGAACGCCAAGAAACUCUCCAUGUACGGAGUGGACCUUCACCAGGCCAAGGAUCUGGAUGGCGUUGACAUCAUGCUGGGGGUUUGCUCCAGCGGCCUGAUGGUUUACAAAGACAAACUGAGGAUCAAUCGCUUCCCCUGGCCCAAAGUCCUCAAGGUCUCAUACAAACGCAGCAGCUUCUUCAUCAAAAUAAGACCCUCUGAGGUGGAACAGUAUGAGAGCGCAAUUGGCUUCAAGCUACCAAAUUAUCAGGCGGCAAAGAAGCUGUGGAAAGUGUGUGUCGAGCAUCACACCUUCUUCAGGCUGACUUCCACUGAGAUGGUCACCACUCCUAAGAAAUUCCUGGCGCUGGGCUCUAAGUUUCGCUACAGUGGUCGCACUCAGGCUCAGACCAGACAGGCAAGCUCUCUGAUUGACAGACCCGCACCACUUUUCCAGCGCUCUUCAAGCAAGAGGAACUCACGCAGCCUCGAUGGAGCCAUUGAGUCAACUCCAGACAACAAAUCCACUCGUCCGGUCAGCGCCCCCGUUAUGUCACCGGUGUCUCCUGGGGAGGCAACCCCGUCGCCGCUACUACCAACCCUGUUUCGCUCUGACUGUCAUGACGGCUCCACGCCUAAAGACCGCCGCUCUGCGCACAGGAAGGCAGAGGCAAAGCCGGGGAGUCAGCCACCUGAGUACACUAAGAGCCACAGCCGCAGACCAGAGUCCACUCCAGAAAUCAAGACAUUGGCCAGGAGAGAGCGGCGGCACUCCCCCUCUGUGACCACUGCCAAUGGGGAAAGAGAGAAAAAGAGUCAGCGCUCUCCUCAGGACAAAACAAAGAUGGAGUUGGUGCAAGUGAGGAAGAAAAGAGCUAAGAAACUUGAGGGAGAAACUAUUUAUAUCAGACAUAGCAAUUUAAUGUUGGAGGACGUGGAUAAGACCCAGACCGAGAUCAUGCGUCACCACACAAGCAUCAGCGAGCUGAAGAGGAGUUUCAUGGAGUCGGUACCAGAGUCUCGACCCAGUGAGUGGGACAAGCGUCUUUCCAUCAACCUGCCUUUCUGCACGGCAAGCAUCAACGGCCAGCUGCAGGCAGUGUCUCCUGUGCUAAAGACGCAGACAGUCACCAUCUCAGAUGUCACAAACUCUCUGAGAGGAAGUGUGAUAUACAAGGACGUCCCUUUAGUUCACACUGAGACCAAGACCAUCACAUACGAGUCACCACAGCCUGUGGACAGCCUGGCAGAGAGGGACACAGGAGUGCUGCUGAGUGCCCAGACCAUCACCUCCGAGACCAUCAGCACCACCACCACCACCCAGAUAACCAAGACGGUGAAAGGGGGGAUCUCUGAGACUCGCAUUGAGAAGAGAAUAGUCAUCACUGGAGACACUGAAAUUGAUCACGAUAAGGCUUUGGCUCAAGCCAUUAAGGAGGCAAAAGAGCAGCACCCGGAUAUGUCUGUUACCAAAGUGGUUGUGCACCAGGAAACAGAGAUCACUCCAGAGUAAGGCCGACCGACCCUUUGUGAGACCUGUCAGUUGCCCCCACUCUUCCUCCAUACUUGUGUCACAUUAAACCAUUUUGACUGCAGCACCCCCAGCCAUGACACCCAACUGCACGGCCUUUGACAUGAAGCACCAGACCACAUCAGAGGGAACGAGCUUCGACGUCGAACAAUGAACUUUAACCUCCGCGCGUGUGAAGUCUGCCCCGAAGGAGACGACUCACCAGAAAAAUUCCCAAGAACUUUCCCCCGUAUUCCCCCACAGUCCCCCUCUUGUUCCACUUACUGCCAAAAAAAAAAAAUCAACCGCUGGACUGAUGACAAAAAUAACUUUUUUUAAGGAGGAAAAAACAACAACAACAAAGAAAAAAAAAAUCACAUAAACUUGUGGUUUAUUCCUCUGGAAUAUAUACACUCUAGAGAUUUUGAGAAACAUUUUCAAGGGCAUUUGGUCUUUUAAUCUUGAGAUUACUGGUACAUUAUUUUUCUACGGCUUUUCUUACCAUCAGAAUUGGUUAUCAAUAACUUGGAGGUCAAGUGUUUUUAAAUGUAUUCCAAACAGCAUUGACAAAAGAAAUGUAGGUGGAGUUUUUUUUUUUUUUUGUGGGAUUGAACACAUUGGGAGCCGAGCAACCCUCUCAGAUCUCAGAGCGAGUUUGGUGUCAUUUCUUGUACAGUUAGCAUUUUAUUUUCCUUCUCAAUGUGAAAAAAUAUUUUUUCAAUUUAUGUACAAAAAAAAAAAAAGAUUGAUUUUAUCAAACGGCGGGGGGCAAUUACUCGUUUCACCUUGUGUAAAGCUCUGGCCUGAACACUUGUUGAUGAUGGAUUUUACAUCUUUUGAUUGUUUUUAAAUUGUUCUUGUUGUCGUAGUGCUUGUGUCACUAGAACGGUGCUUUUAUCAGUACGAAGAAGACAGCAGUGACCGAAAUAACCUUUUUCUUUCAUGUAUUCCCACCUCUGUCUUUUUUGUGUGUGUGUUGUUUUGUAAAACUACUCUGCAGGUGUGACUUCAACAUUUUGUAUUAAGAGCAUACCUGUCACUCCGUACAGUUUUAAGGGCCUUCCACAUCAAGAGCCAUAACUGUAACUGUCGGCGGAGACCGCACCUCAGCUAUAACCACAGUGACAGCGGGGAACAACAUCGCCUGGAUCACCCUCAUGAAUUAUGAAUAACUUUUUCCCUACAAGACAAUAUUGCAGGAGUUUUAUAAUAUUGGUCCUUUAUGACGAUCACAGCGAUAAUUGAUGUUGACUCUGCCAAGAGUAUGAAUAAAUGUGUCUUCAAAAGUAGUCUCCUAACAGGGAGUUGGGUCCUCUUGACUCCACGUCUCUGAAGGACUUUGCAAAACCAUAUUUUCCUCUUUUCAUCGCUCUGUGCAACACAGAGCAGUGACAGGUCGCUGACACGCAUGCUUGGCGCCACCGUUUACAGAACAUUACCUUUCACCAGUGCGGACGCUCACAUUGUUACUGUUACGGGCGCGGUUCUUGAUGUGGACAUGCCUUUACUCAUAUCUACUAAGCAAGGCAUCAGCAUCUACAGUAUUUAUGUUUACAGUAGUUAUGUUUCACAUUUGUACUUCUUGUACCAAAUGGGCAGUGUGUACUCAUCUUAAAGAGGGUUUUAACCCAACAUUAAAAUUAGGUUAAUUUGAGUGGAGAUCAAAGCAAUAAUUAUUCCAACUAUUGCAGCACAUCUAAAAGGUUAUCUGGUUAAAGUUGUAAUAACGCUAAUUAGUUAGACCAGUUCAUGACCUGCAGUGAGUGGACUUGCAUUGUGCACUGCUUUGUGACUCAGCAACUUAUUCAGACGGUAACCUUUAGGUAACCUUUAAGGACAGAUGACGCCGAGCAAACAAAUUGCAAAUUCUACAGCGUCUGCUGCGAUAUUCCUGAAGUUCUAAUUGUGCAAUCUGAUAUAGUAAAUUAUUUAAAGUUAAAUUAUUAUUAUUAUUAUUAUUAUUAUUAUUAUUAUUAUUAUUAUUAUUAUUAUUAUUAUUAUUAUUAUUAUUAUAUUUUAAAUAGGCCUACAAAGGUUUUAAAACAACAACAACUAUGUUUCAGUCCUUUGUGCUACGUCUAUAUGAAAAAAUAGAGCCUGGGGAAUGAAGCUGCUCGGUAGUCUGAUGGUACAGCAGCACAUACUUCUGUAUCUGUUGGCAGAUGGCAGCAGGGUGAACAGACUGUAGCUGGGUGGGUGAUGUCUUUUAUUAUCUAUGGGCUCUGUGCAGACAUCUCACUUGUGCUUUUCUAACCAGGGCGCUGAUGUUCCAUGACGAAAAGAGGCUCUCAGUGACGGUAAUUCCAAGGAACCUAAAACAUUUAACCUGCUCUACACUGAUGUACUUUUUUUUUCUAAAAUCAACCAUCAGCUCCUUGGUUUUGCUGACGUUGAGCAGGAGAUAGUUCUUUGUGCACCAGGGUGCACCAAAAAGCAUCCUGAUUUAGCUGAUCUUCACUUCAAGCCAUUUAGAAGGUUUUACAUAAACUUAGAAAUUGAUUUCUAAAUAGAGUGCUCAAGAACUGCCAACACCAUGAACCAGGUCGUGAUAAAUUUGAACCGCUGAACCUAAAAGUGAUGUUUUUUCUGCUAAACAAAAUUAUUUAACAGAGCCAGGUGCUUCCAAUGGAUCAAUAGCAAGUGUAGCACUGUGUGGGAGCCUGUUCUGGACAUUGACGAUUGAAUUUAUUAAAGAAGCACUCACUGUAGUCUUGGGGAAGAAAUUUUAAUCAGAUGAGAAAGAUCUUCAUUGACUGUACUGAAUAAACAACUGCUUAAAGGACAACACAAUUCAACACUAUAUAUAGAUAUAUUUUAUUCUAAUUGUAUAUAUGUGUGUGUUCUAUUGUUAAUUGUUAAUAUUAUAAAUUCUGACUUUGAAUUCCUUCUCCGAAACUACAUAGUGUCCCUUUAAUAAACACUAUGAAGCAGGAAAACCAUCAUUCAGACUAUUAGUUUAACCUUAUUAGUCUGAAAAUUGGAAUAUUAUAUGUAUGCAAGUGCCCUAUGACAUUUCACUGUUAGUACUGUGACUCAUUCGUGCACACUGCCCAUUUGAAUCAGACACAUAACUAGUGCACACAUGUAGUAUAUAAUUUGUAGUUCUUUAAACAUGACAUGAUUUUGAGAACAGAGUUGUCUGUGAAGUCCUCCCAACAUGUUAUAGUUUUGUCACCGUUAUGUUGUCUUCAUCGUGGCAUUCCCUUUUUCUUUCAAUAUCUUUCUUACUUGUGCACCCUGAAUUUGCCAUGACAGGCAGACAUGUAAUAAAACAGCACCAUGAA